Rodentolepis nana is the source of this 210-nucleotide messenger RNA. The record is from the annotation of a GenBank genome assembly. NCBI's taxonomy places the organism in Eukaryota, Metazoa, Platyhelminthes, Cestoda, Cyclophyllidea, Hymenolepididae.
AUGAAAAGGAACGAAAGCCCGGGGAAGACAAAUAAAAAUGAGACCAAGACACUCACAUUAAUGAAUGUUGAAGAAACUGCGUUGAAAACGGCAAAGCAAUCCAAAACCUCUCCCCAACGAUUGUCCACGGCACCGGACGAUCGGCCAAACUGUGAAGACGUGUCCAGGCGACACGAGGUAGAGCUGAGGGAGUGGAGGAAGGGUUAUUAA